Molecule: messenger RNA, 1920 nt
Organism: Mytilus trossulus (common blue mussel)
Lineage: Eukaryota; Metazoa; Mollusca; Bivalvia; Mytilida; Mytilidae
Exons: 7
Coding region: 128-1552 (474 amino acids)
Source: RefSeq, a predicted model, not a curated record
UUCAUAUCCCUCUGCGCUUGUCGACAUAUUUUGGUGACGUGAACACAAGGAAAGAAAGAAGGAGACACUAAUCUCAUAGUUUCCAAACUGAAUUUGCUUCUAGCUGACAGAAGCAUUGUCUUUGACAAUGAAUACUUAUGUUACUCAUCCAAGUGUUCGGAUUAAAGGUACAGAAAAUAAUUUAACUCCCAUAAGAUGUGUGGAUCAAAGGUGUGGUGAUGGUACAUUACACAUGCAUUGCCCAUUCUGUGUGAAGACUGAAUUGUAUCAUGACCCAGUCAUACUAAAGGCUCAUUAUAGAGUUAAACAUGUAGAUAAAGGAAUAGACUUUGCUGGUUUGAAAAUUUUACGCUGCUGUGAUCAUUGUGACAUUGUUGGUAUAAUAAAAGGAGAGAAAAAAUUUAAAGGAGCACAUUGGCAUUGUUAUAAAUGUCGUAAUGGAUUUAACAGGAGAGACGAAGCUAUUAAACAUUACAAAACACACUUCAGAAAUCCACAAACCACUUUUCAGAUUCAAAUUGCUCAGGAAGUGUAUCCUCCUAAAUAUGAAGAUGAGAUGACCUCUACAGUUGUUGAUAGUACCGGUCUUUCUAUCCAUCCAGCCCUUACAGAAGCUGUCAUGUCUACGUCGGUUGGACAUGAAUUAGCUGCAAUAAGCCAUCCAACCCAAGUGAGUUUAACUAAUGUAAAGUCAGGUGAAAUCCACACAUCUGUUGCUGCUGAGGAAACUGUAGAUAGUUCUAAUGGUCAGACACAUCAUAUAAUGAUCAUACAAGAGGAACCACCAACACAAGUUAUAGCUAAUGAUGAGGUGAAUAUAGAAGUUAAUAUAGAGGAAGAAAAAGAGAUUGCUGAGGAAGAGAAUACAGAUAAUCAAUUUGAAGAUCUUAAACAGAAAUAUAAAAAAUUAGAGGUGGAGAAAAUCUUAGUGGAACAAUCUUAUAAAUCAGAUAUAUCAGAAUUACAAUCUCAGGUUAAUGAAUUGCGAAAUGAAAUAGCUGAAUAUCAGAAACGUGAACAAGACUAUUUAGAACAAUUGAGUGUACCCCUAGACAAAAAUAUAGAAAACAUUCUUAAACAAAUGGAAAAUCAACAUAGGAGUUUACUUCAUCAACAUUUACUUAAUCUUAAACGUGAAUACAAACCUGUUCCUUUAAUAUUAAAUACAAUGUCAACUGAGAACCAUCAAUACCUGCCACAAAACAGUAUAGAACUUGUUCAGGAAGUGUCCCCUGCCACUAGUAUGUGUUCAUCUACAGACAAUGUCUCAAGUUCUAACUUAGAUAUGCCAACAAGUAUGAACUUAGAGGAGACUAUCACACAAAACAUUUGUAAUGGCAAUAAUGAUAUUACGGACGAAUCUUCUGAACAUAGAAUAGAGGGUACUAAAGUUCACUUUGAGAAAAGUGCUUCGGGUGAUCCUUUUGUUGUGUGUAUACAGUAUGAAGACACUGGUGAUCCUAAGUGUGCAAAUGUAAUGGUAGAAAUGGCUACAGACGAUAGUGUAGAAACAAUCGGUGAACCAAUGGUAAAACGUGUCAAGAUUUCAUGAUCAAAACACGACAAAUAAUACUAUUAUACAUUUAUUGAAGGUUGGAAAAACAUCAAGAAGAAAUAAAUUAUCAAAUCUUCAUAUUUAAAGGUUGGAAAGACAUCAAGAAGAAAUAAAUUAUCAAAUCUUCAUAUUGAAGGUUGGAAAGACAUCAAGAAGAAAUAAAUUAUCAAAUCUUCAUAUUGAAGGUUGGAAAAAUAUUUAUAAGAAAUAAAAUGUAUUCAAUCAUUAGAGAGAAAGCGGUGUGACAUCAUAUCUAUGCAUUUAUAUUAUUGGUAAGACUGAACCAUAUUUCCAUUGUAAAGAUAAUUAACCAUGGUGAAUUAGAAAGAAAAAAAUACUCAUCGUCAGACAAAUAUUAAAUUAAA